AAUGUACAAUCACUGUAUUCCAUAUUUGAAAAUGCAGGGCAUGGAAUAGCAUAUGAACACGCAUGAUGAUAGUAGUCGCAGUUUGGCCAAACCAGUUUAACGAUUAUACAUUCACCUAUCGACGUUAGCAGCUUUUAGAGUGGAUAAGAGAGCUUUUGUAAUCGUUUUCAAAGGCAAUGAUCCUGUAGUUACUGGUCUGCUAUAAUUGAUAGAUUAUUAGAAAACAGCUGUAAAGCAUUAAUAAGAUGUUCACAUCCAGUUAAAAACGCCCAUAACGUCAGAUAAACUUCUUAAUCAGACGCCACAAUGUCGAGAAUACGUCUUUCAAAAAUCGAGAGUUUAAACUUCGAAGCUGACGAAUACACAACUGGUAGGAGACUAGACCCCGUCCUGCAGCUCCAAUGCACUGGCAAAGGUAACAACUGCGCUUAUCAGCCUGAAAGCGUGCAUUGUGAAAAUAGGGGAUAUGACGACUACAGCAAUAAAAUACAAUGGAAAUGCACAACCAGCUUGCCCGCCAAUCUUAAAUUGGGUAAAGUUAAAGUGAACUGUGAACAAUGGGACGAAAACGGUGACGUAGAUUACAUUUUGAAGGGAUCAUGCGCUCUUAAAUAUAAUCUCGUCAGUGUCGACCAGGGAAGCGACAAAUCAGCAAGCACAUUCUUUGGCGUCAUCUUCUUCGUUAUUCUGGCCAUCAUCCUCUACAACCUCUUCUGUGGGGCGAGGAGACGUGAUACGAUGUCCGGCUCGUCAUAUGACCCAAAUGUUCCUCCGCCGCCGUACACCCCGAAGAACGACCAGUGGAGACCGGGUUUCUGGACAGGUUUGGGUGUUGGUGGUGCAGGCGCACACCUCUAUGAUCAAUUUCAAAAUCGUGACAGUCAUCAUCAUUCAGACAAUUUCGAUUCACGUCCCGGCCCAGCGACACAUUACGAGAGCUCAACGAGUUACGGCGGCACAGACACGCGCUAAGGAUAUGCUAAAUGCUAUGAAUUGUUAUGGUGUUGUAAAUUGUAAUAAUGCUGUAUUUUUAUAAACUCAACUCGAUGCAUCUAUUCCAGUCAGUUGGACAUCGCAUGUCGAUUGUGACUUACAGUAGACGAGUGUUCGUUUUAUGUAG
Wallemia mellicola CBS 633.66 is the source of this 1120-nucleotide messenger RNA. RefSeq names its product DUF1183-domain-containing protein. Gene Ontology annotation, cellular component: endoplasmic reticulum membrane. Gene Ontology annotation, biological process: regulation of store-operated calcium entry. Lineage: Eukaryota; Fungi; Basidiomycota; Wallemiomycetes; Wallemiales; Wallemiaceae. The record is from RefSeq and is a predicted model, not a curated record. Bases 307 to 972 code for a protein of 221 amino acids. The transcript is spliced from 3 exons.